AUGUCUCAAGUCGCCCUUCCGAAUAGUUCAGGCGGGAUUCUAACAUAUUGUUAUAGAUGGAAGAUCACAAAUUGGUGCGAUGUGAAACCCUUUACAGAACACACGAGCUCUCCAUUUAGUGCUGACGGAUUGCAAUGGUAUUUUAGAGACAACUCCAGGAUGUCUUCAUGGAAUUCAUUCAUUUGCAACGAUACGGUCUCUUUGUGUGUCAAAUUCGAAAUUCAAGAAUCUAUUAUAGAUGCAUCGCCAAAGAUCAAUGAUAAUCCUUUUAAUAAGCUGGUUAAUUCCCCGAGAUUUUCUGAUAUCACUUUUCGCGUCUUUGAUGAUGUUGGUCGAGAUAAAUUAUUUUAUGCCCACAAGGGAAUUCUUGCAUCUUCAUCACCAGUAUUUGAAGCGAUGUUGACGAAUGGGAUGAAGGAAACUCAUCAGGAUGAAAUUCGACUGCAUCAAGCAAAUCAUGGCGCUUUUCUUGCUCUGCUUACCUAUAUUUAUACCUUUAACGUUAAUAUUGGGUCUCUAUGCGAGGCCGAAAAUUUAUUGUCAUUGGCCGACAGGUUUGCUAUUGUUCAUGUGCGAGAAGAAUGCUUACGAUAUUUUCGAUUGGAAGUAAAUGUAAAUAAUGUAUGGGGUAUCUGGGCAAUCGCCGAAAAAUAUUCGUGCGCAAAGACAUCAACCACUUGUCGGGAUUUUGUAGCCCGUUAUCUUGAGGCCCUCUUAGAUAAACAAUCUACGUUAGAUGCUGACCCGAAUAUUCUCCGUCUUGCACUUGAGAAUGACGAAGCUAACGUUAAGUCAGAGGAGCAAAUUUAUGAACUUGUGGUUAGAUGGGUGAAUUAUUUUUACUCUAGCGAUUCAUCCAAUGAUAAUAGCACGCAUGUUGAUGCCUUAUCAACUUCGUCACCCACCUCACCAUCAGUUUCUAUGCCUUCAGAGCUUUCAGGAAAUUCUGAAGAUCCUAAUGUAGUGACCCAAAGUGAAAAAGAAGAUGCUACCGUUUCUAUUGAUCAAAGUUAUGAAUUGCUUGAAGAAGAGACUGACGAUCCUGACAAGUUUCCAAAACCUUGGCGUGGAGAUAGAUUUUCUAUCCUUCCAUCUCUGUUAAAGUGUGUUAGGUUUCCGUUGAUGCAAAAACGAUUCAUUGUUGAUAAAGUUGAAAAAAACUCAACAAUCAUGGAAGCUGAAGGAAUGAAAGACUUGGUCAUCGAAGCAUACCGACACCAUUUGAUGCCUGACGUUGCCAACAGCCACCCAACAAGCAGGACUAAGCCUCGAAAAAAGAAGGCAAAGAUUAUUGAUUGA
This is a messenger RNA of Acaulospora morrowiae, 1299 nucleotides long. The record is from the annotation of a GenBank genome assembly. Lineage: Eukaryota; Fungi; Glomeromycota; Glomeromycetes; Diversisporales; Acaulosporaceae.